Rhagoletis zephyria (snowberry fruit fly) is the source of this 983-nucleotide messenger RNA. Its product is annotated as hexokinase-2-like. Gene Ontology annotation, molecular function: glucokinase activity; fructokinase activity; D-glucose binding. Gene Ontology annotation, cellular component: mitochondrion; cytosol. The record is from RefSeq and is a predicted model, not a curated record. Gene Ontology annotation, biological process: carbohydrate phosphorylation; intracellular glucose homeostasis; glucose metabolic process. NCBI's taxonomy places the organism in Eukaryota, Metazoa, Arthropoda, Insecta, Diptera, Tephritidae.
UGAAUGACACUACUGGUACACAAAUGUCUUGCGCCCAUCGCAAUCCCGGUUGUAAUAUAGGUUUGAUUGUUGGAACUGGUUGUAAUGCCUGCUAUACGGAAAAAGUGGAAAAUUGUGAGCGUUUAGAUGCGAAAUACAAGGACAAACCGAAGAUCAUUAUAAAUGUGGAGUGGGGCGCGUUUGGCGAGAAAGGAGGCCUUGAUCAUUUGUAUACCGAGUACGAUAGGGUCGUCGAUAAAAAUUCGCUGAAUCCUGGCGCACAGAUUUACGAAAAAAUGGUAGCAGGCAUGUACCUGGGCGAAUUGGUACGUUUGAUUAUGAUGCGCGCCGUUAAAGAGAACUUGGUUUUCUCUCAGUGUAAACUUCGCAAACAUAUCACCGAUAUCUUGACGAAAAGGCCACAUUGCAUCGAAUCCAAGGUUCUAUCUGAAGUUGCCAACGACAAAGGUGAUGAUUGGCCAGUCGUAAAGAAUGUUUUUAAACAAGUCUUCAAUUUGAAUGAUCCAGAUCCUAAAGAUUGUAUGAAAUUCAAAUAUAUUUGCGAUGUUGUUGUGAAACGUUGUGGCAACAUGUUGGGCGUAACGCUGGGCGCUUUAGUAAACAAAGUGGGCGAAAGCUUCUCCAUCAUAGGCGUAGAUGGUUCUGUUUAUCGCUGUCAUCCGAACCUGGAUGGCUACAUGCGUGAAACGUUGGACAAAUUCGUUGAAAAGGACUAUAGAUAUGAUAUUAUGCUUUCCGAAGAUGGUUCGGGACGUGGUGCGGCAUUAGUGGGUGCUGUUGUGUACAGAGAUUAUAUGGAUAAAACGAGACUAAAAUGAAUUACAGCAGGAAAUUUCAAUGAUGUCUUAAAAAAGUCGGUUUUUUACAUUUCAAGGGGAUUCGAUUCAAAUUACAAGCGUUUGAAGGAUAUAGCAGUUGGAUAAAGAAUCAAAUAACUAUUAAAAUUUAAAGGCUAGCUUAAAGCUGCAAAAAAUACAUUACAA